GCUCUGAAAGUUUUGGUGAGUAAGUCUGUUCUUCAGCAACCCUACCUGCUUCUCCAAACCACCUAAAGAGAUCCAGUACUGAUGGUGCUGUUCUUCCAUCUUUACCCUCUGGAAAGUAACCAUGUUGUCUUCUUCCUUUACCACCACCCAGGAGCUCAGAGAUCUAAGCGGCCUUCCAUCUUUUCUCCCAGCCCCAGGACACUGACUCUGUACAGGAUGGGGCCUUCCUCUUGCCACCUUCUCAUCCUCAUCCCCCUUCUCCAGCUGAUCAUCCCAGGGAGUACUCAGUGUUCCUUAGACUCCGUUAUGGAUAAGAAGAUCAAGGAUGUUCUCAACCGUCUAGAGUACAGUCCCUUUCCCGUAAGCAAGAAGCUCUCGUGUACUAGUUUCAAGAGCCAAGGCAGGCUGGCCUCUUGCCCUGCUGGGAUGAGUGUCACUGGCUGUGCUUGUGGCUAUGGCUGUGGUUCGUGGGAUGUUCAGGGGGGAACCACCUGCCACUGCCAGUGCAGUGUGAUGGACUGGACCACUGCCCACUGCUGCUACCUGGCGUGA
Messenger RNA from Chlorocebus sabaeus (green monkey), 552 nucleotides. Lineage: Eukaryota; Metazoa; Chordata; Mammalia; Primates; Cercopithecidae. The record is from RefSeq and is a predicted model, not a curated record.